Molecule: messenger RNA, 1697 nt
Organism: Ochotona curzoniae (black-lipped pika)
Lineage: Eukaryota; Metazoa; Chordata; Mammalia; Lagomorpha; Ochotonidae
Gene: SERPINB12
Product: serpin family B member 12
Exons: 7
Coding region: 1-1263 (420 amino acids)
Biological process (GO): negative regulation of endopeptidase activity
Molecular function (GO): serine-type endopeptidase inhibitor activity
Source: RefSeq, a predicted model, not a curated record
AUGGACUCUCUCGUUGCGGCAAACACCAAAUUUUGCUUUGACAUUUUUCAAGAGAUCAGCCGAGAUGAUUGCCGCAAGAAUAUCUUUUUCUGUCCUCUGAGCCUCUCUGCUGCCCUUGGCAUGGUCCGCCUGGGGGCUAGAAGCGACAGUGGUCGUCAGAUUGAUGAGGUGCUACACUUCAAUGAAAUUUCCCAGGAAGAGGACAAAGAGCCCAUUCCCUGUAGGAAAAGCACAGGAAGAGUGCCAGCUGACAGUCCUUCAGAAGGGCAGAAGGGAGCCACAGGAUCGACUGAGUCAUCCAAGGAAGAGAAUGAACUGCUGAGCUGCUACUUUGGGAAGCUUCUCUCCAAAUUAGACAGAAUCAAACCUGAUUACACCAUGAGUAUAGCCAACAGACUUUACGGAGAGAAGGAAAUCCCAAUCAGUCCGGAAUAUGUAGAAGAUGUGAUUCAAUUUUAUCACACAACAAUUGAAAGUGUUGAUUUUCGGAAAGACCCUGAGAAUUCCAGACAACUGAUUAACUUCUGGGUUGAAUCUCAAUGUCAAGGUAAAAUCAAGGACUUCUUCAGCAAGAACACCAUCAAUGAUGCUACUGUGCUGGUCCUGGUGAAUGCUGUUUACUUCAAAGCCAAAUGGGAUAGAUGUUUCGACUAUAAACACACAGUCGAGGCCGACUUUGUUCUAAAUCAGAAUGAGAAGAAGAGUGUGAAGAUGAUGAAGCAGAAGGGUGUGUUUAAACUGGGCUUUGUGGAAGAGCUGAAAAUGCAGAUUCUGGAGAUAAAGUACACCAAGGGGGAGCUCAGCAUGUUCGUGCUGCUGCCUUCUUCCUCUGAAGACAACCUGCAGAGCCUGUGCGAGCUUGAAAGAAAUAUCACCUAUGAAAAAGUAGCAGCUUGGUGCAGCUCAAAAAAUAUGUCAGAAGAGAAGGUUGCUGUCUCCUUUCCCCAGUUCACCCUGGAAGAUACUUACGAUCUCAAUUCCAUUCUCCAAGACCUGGGCAUUACCGAUAUCUUUGAUGAAAGAAAGGCUGAUCUAACCAGAAUCUCUUCAAGCCCCAAUCUGUAUUUGUCCAAGGUUGUCCACAAAGCCUUCGUGGAGGUGGAUGAGGAUGGCACAGAGGCAGCUGCAGGCAGUGGUGCUGUGGGCAUGGAGAUGUCAGUGCCAUCCUGGACAGAGUUUAACGCCAAUCACCCUUUCCUCUUUUUAAUCAGGCACAACAAAACCCAGAGCAUUCUCUUCUAUGGUAGGGUUUGCUCUCCCUGAAAGGAUGUGCCCUCUCCACUUUGGAGGAAAGUGGGCACUGUGCUCUUCCCGGUCUCACCCAGGCAUGUGCAUUUUGCCUUGUCAUUUGCCUUGACUCUGAAGCUGACCUCCUUCCUCCAGUUGUCAACCUGGGUGCGAGUCCUGCUCUCUCACACCCAAGAGCUACUUUUCAUCCGAAUCUGACAGUACUGAGGAUCUUUGUUCCCUUUCUAUAUUCCCACCCACUCCAAACUUUCAAAUACAUAAAUUUACUCUCUGAGACUGCAAGGUCAACACAAUUCACAUUGGUCUUGAUUUUGUUCAACUACCUUGUUAGGCAGGAAUCCUGAGUUCAAAUAUCAAUAGACCACUUCUUAGAGAUGGCAAACUCACAGAUGGUCAGGAUGUUUGGCUGAAAUGAGUUUUGGACACUCAGCUGUCUCCUGGGGGGGGGU